Molecule: messenger RNA, 1690 nt
Organism: Wasmannia auropunctata (little fire ant)
Lineage: Eukaryota; Metazoa; Arthropoda; Insecta; Hymenoptera; Formicidae
Gene: Alp12
Product: alkaline phosphatase, tissue-nonspecific isozyme
Exons: 8
Coding region: 99-1673 (524 amino acids)
Biological process (GO): dephosphorylation
Molecular function (GO): alkaline phosphatase activity
Source: RefSeq, a predicted model, not a curated record
UAUUCACAGAUCAUUUAGUCUAAAGGGUACGGAAUCUUCAUUAGUUUCUCCAUUUCUUGAUUUCUCCACAAGCGGAUAAAAGUCUGUGAAUAGUGAAAAUGAGAUACUUCGCCAUCUACCUGGCCGUGUGCUUUAUCAAGAUUUUAAAUGUGGUCGCGAUUGAAGACAGCCGGCACUGGCAUCAGUUGGCGAACAAAGAACUGGCGGAAUCUCUUUCGUAUCGUUGGAACGUAAAACGAGCGAAAAACGUAAUUCUCUUUGUCGGAGAUGGGAUGAGCCCGGACACCAUAACGGCCAGCAGAAUUUAUCGCGGUGGUGAGACCAGUCGACUCGCCUGGGAGCAUUUUCCCCAUAUCGGGCUACUGAAGACUUACACAACGGACGAACAAGUCCCCGACUCGGCUUGCACCGCCACCGCUCUGUUCGGGGGAGUCAAGACGAAUUACGAAGUAGUAGGGCUAGACGCAAACGUACAAUUGGGGGAUUGCGAGGCAAGCUUGAAUGGGAGUUAUCACGUAAAUUCAUUCAUAGCGUGGGCCCAAGCAGCUGAUAAAGCCACAGGUUUCGUAACGAAUACCAGAGUCACUCAUGCGACUCCGGCGCCGCUUUAUGCGCACUGCGCGAAUCGCAAAUGGGAGUGCGAAGCCACAAUGCCUAAAAACGCUACUGGCUGCAAAGAUAUCGCCAGGCAAUUAGUGGAGGACGAGCCGGGGAAAAACAUUCGAGUAAUAAUGGGUGGUGGCAGACAAGUGUUGAAAUCCAAUGUGACCGCGGGCGAAUUCGAUCCGAUAGAUACGUGGGCUUGCUACAGUCAAGACGGCCGCGAUCUCAUCGAUAAGUGGACAAAAGACAAGUCCAGUAGAAACUUGGCUCACAAAGUCGUGCAAAACAAUGAGGAAUUAUCCCGGGUCGAUGUCGACAGCGUAGAUUAUCUGCUCGGUAUCUUCGCCAACGGUCACAUCGAGAUGGACUGGGAUCGUGAGCGCGGCCCGAAGGGACAGCCGAGCUUGGAAGAAAUGACCGUGACGGCUUUACGAAUUUUGCAAAAAUCCAAACAGGGAUAUUUUUUAAUGGUCGAAGGCGGCCUGAUCGACUACGGUCAUCAUCGCGGUCACGCCGCUCAAGCACUGCUGGAAACCGUUCGACUUUCGGACGCCGUUAACGCCACUCUCGGAAUGAUCGACCCCGACAACACCCUCGUGAUAGUCACGAGCGAUCACACGCAGUCGAUGAGCUUCACCGGGUACAAUCCUCGAGGUUCAUCCAUUCUGGGAGUCGCUCAGAAAAAAUCUAAAUACGACGGGCUGCCCUACACGACGUUAUCCUACAGCACGGGUGGACCGAACAAUAUCGCUUACGCCGCGAAGAAUAACGGUCAAGUCACGAGAAUCGAUCCGUCCAAAUCGAACACCAACGCUUUUACUUAUAGUCAGCAAGCUGCAAUCAUAUCGAACGAGGCUCAUCACGGUGGUGGAGACGUGGCCGUGUACGCUAUAGGACCGCACGCGCAUCUCUUCCACAGCGUGCACGAGCAGAACUACGUGGCGCAUGUCAUCGCGUACGCCGCGAGUAUCGGCGAGUACUCUAACAGCGCGGGAAUAUCGCAUUAUGUUCCGGACGCAAUUGUCUUAUUUGGCAGCCUAAUCUCGUUAGCUCUAAUCGUGAACAAAUAAAUCUGCAGAAACCAACA